Messenger RNA from Alternaria rosae, 711 nucleotides. RefSeq lists its product as uncharacterized. The transcript has a single exon. The record is from RefSeq and is a predicted model, not a curated record. Lineage: Eukaryota; Fungi; Ascomycota; Dothideomycetes; Pleosporales; Pleosporaceae. Bases 277 to 648 code for a protein of 123 amino acids. Gene Ontology annotation, molecular function: oxidoreductase activity.
CGUCUGGCUGGAAUGCCGGCUUAUGCAUUCUACCGAGAAGCCCCGUGGAAUGUACGCUCGUGGCAGUUAGAGCCAACAAGACAUUUAAAUGAACUUAUCGCUCCUUCCAAAGGCUUUGGGAGAAUACCGAGAUAGGCGAUAUAAGAAGGUAGCAUUCAUUCCACGAUAUCGCGGGCGCACCUUCAUCACCACAACCAAAUCUACACACCCCAUAAUACUUCUUUCGUCUUUUACUGUAGCAGUACCAACCUAUCCUGCACUGCAAAAACUUCCAAAAUGGUGCUCCCCUACUUCACCGCCCUCGUCUUCGGCACCAUGCUCCCGGGCCUCAACCUAACCCAAUACGCCGACCACUACGACAACGUCCACAUCCCACUCGUCAAGUCACUCACGGGCUCAAACUUCCCCGUUAUCCACACACGAUACUACGUUGGCGGUAGCCCUGCCUUUGUAAACGCCAGCUCUCCCGUCGACUACGACUCCAUGGCAACCAUGCAGUUUCGAGACAUGACGCAUGCGUUGACAUUCAUGAGCAUCAUCAGCGCACCGGAGGCGGCGAAGAAGAUUGCGGAGGACGAACAUUUGUUUAUGGCGAGUGCACCGAGGACGGUGAUUGUGGGGACGGAUGGGAGUGUGACAGGGCCGUAGCUGGUGCGGAAUGAACGUGAAUGAUGUAUCGUGGCCAUGAUUAGGAUUUAAAAUACUGAAUCA